AUGGCGGACGUUGCUGACCCAUCGUCAGAACUUAUUAAUGAGCUACGAGCACUUGUAGUUAGCGGCAGCGGCUUAGUACCACUUGACGAGAGGAAGGUACACACUGUUGUGGAAAACAUGACUGAUGCGUUUCGUCACUUGGAGUCCAUUUCACGGAACCCGUUUGCUGAUCCUUCUCAACCUUAUUACUCCGGCGCCAUGAGGUUUUACAAAGCCAAAUGCUUGAGGGAUAAGCGCUGCGUGGUGGCAUACUUGCUGUGGAGACAGUCGCAGAUCACGAAGUCAUGGUGGGAGGCCCGGGACAACACAAUCUCGAACAUGUUAGCUCCGUGUGAGCGAACAUUCUUGCAGGAUUAUAAUGAUGUCAUGGUAGAGUACAUGACGUCGUUUGCGGUUCCACUAGAUCUUAGGUCAUUCACGUGGCGUCCCCCUUCCACGCAGCAGUUGGAGGUGAGGGGACUGGUAAAUCAUGUGUUCGUUUCCUCCAUCACCGGAGCUGUGAUUAACCUUUACAAGGGUAAACAGAUUCUUUUGGGAUUUGAAGAGGCCGAAUCGCUUAUCCAGCAGGGGGUGGUAGAGCUUGUGGAGUAG
Molecule: messenger RNA, 591 nt
Organism: Trypanosoma brucei brucei TREU927
Lineage: Eukaryota; Euglenozoa; Kinetoplastea; Trypanosomatida; Trypanosomatidae
Exons: 1
Coding region: 1-591 (196 amino acids)
Biological process (GO): DNA replication; DNA strand elongation involved in mitotic DNA replication
Cellular component (GO): GINS complex
Source: RefSeq, a predicted model, not a curated record